Molecule: messenger RNA, 1252 nt
Organism: Danio rerio (zebrafish)
Lineage: Eukaryota; Metazoa; Chordata; Actinopteri; Cypriniformes; Danionidae
Gene: dexi
Product: Dexi homolog (mouse)
Source: RefSeq, marked validated
GGUUUUGGUGAAGUCAUGAGAAAGCGCCGAUUGUUUUUGUUUUUCACGCGUUAUAAAGCUUCGCCGAGCAUUCGGGUGAUUUAUAUUUCUGAAUGUUCAGCAUUUUAACAAGGACUCGGGAUAUAUGUGUCCUAAUGUCAAAGAGCAGCACGUGGCCUUGGAACAUUCAAGCAUGCUUUCCUUCACUAACUUAUGCGCUGUAUAGUGGAAACAUACGUGAUUGUUGAACGGAUUGCAGGAGGAAUUCUGCUGAAAAGGGAGUUGCACCGCUACUUGACGAAGACGAAUGGAUACACACUUCAUCACUACCUUGUUUCAUAUAAAGUGCGAUUAAAUGCCUUUAAUGUGUCUGUUCUGCUCUUUGAAACUGAAGUCUAUGUGGUGGAGUCUAUGACAAACUCAGUUUACUUUCAGUUAGAUUCAGUGGAAUCGCUAAUCGACGAGCUUCCAUAUAUGUAUUAUCUCGGCCUGUUUUUUGUCAAUGUCUUAAUCCUCUACUAUGCCUUUUUAAUGGAGUACAUAGUUCUUAAUGUAGGGAUAGUGUUCUUGCCAGAGGAUAUGGACCAGGCUCUCGUGGAUUUGGGCGUUCUCUCUGACCCAGCAUCUAUUCCCUAUGACACAGACACUGAACUGGAUGUUUUUGAGGGAUAUCUGGAAUAGACUAACGCUACUAUGACUGGCAAUCCCAGCCGAAGCUGCUUUGGGCAAGGUGUCAUUUGGUUAAAGGAGAACCAUUGUCAAAGGGAACUACAUUUGGCAUUAAAAGAUGCUGCAGUGGUCAGUUAGUAUAAAAAUGAAUGUCAUGAAUAAGCUGUCCAGACUCGGAGAACUGACCUGCCAUCAUGCUACAUGGAAUAUUUUACCUGGAACAGAUAAGCUGAGCGGACCGUGUGCUUUUCCAUGGAGCAGCCAGUCAGUGUUUCUUCAGAGCUCAAAUUCAGGCACUAACCACUACUGUGGGUAUUAAUAUUACAUUAGCCUAUUUAUUUUUAGCUUGGCCUUCAGCACUCGGGCAGGAUUCUGUGUCGAUGUGACCCCGUAGACAGGCGCCCUUAAAUGUGGUCUGCCUUGGCAUGUUUUCUUUCCCUUUAAUACCAUUUAAAUGAGCAAUACGUCAUGACACACACACAAUCCGCCUGAAUCAGUGUUUUAUUUUCUAUGAGACUCCUUUUGGAACCACAUAUUUGUGACGAAAUGAAUUAUUUGGCUAAGGUUCAUUUACCAGUUCAGUAUAUAUUUAAUAAAUGAUUAC